AUGGCGGCGACUGUACCGACGACGGCGACGGAGCUGGAGGUGCUGUGGCAGAAGGCGGCGCAGUACAUGGAGCAGCUGGGGGCGGACCUGUCAGAGCAGCCAUCCAACGAAUCGGUGGUGUGGCCGUUGGGCGGCGUGGCGACAUACCUGACCACCAUCUUCGUGCUCUGGCUCUGGAUGCGCAACAAGCCCGCCGGCACGUUCGACAAGGCCCUCCGCUGGCCCCUGGUCAUCCACAACUACAUCCUCUGCCUCUUCUCGCUGGCGCUGGUCGUCGGCAUCGGCUACCGAGUAGUGACCAUCUACACAUCGUGCGCCCACGGCCUCUACGCCGUCUACUGCGGAUGCACCGAGGCGCCGGAGCUGAGCAAGGCCAUGACCUUCUGGGCCUACCUCUUCUACCUCUCCAAGUACUACGAGCUGUUCGAUACCGUCUUCCUCGUCCUCCGGAAGCGGCCGCUCACCUUCCUCCACGUCUACCACCACGCCAUCGUCAUGCCCAUGUGCUGGUUCGCCAUCAACCAAGGCAUCAUCAUGGGCUGGAUCACCUGCUUCAACAACGCCUUCGUCCACGUCAUCAUGUACUACUACUUUGCCGAGCAGGCGCGCGGCGCCGGCCCGAAGUGGUGGCGCAAGUACAUCACCACGAUCCAGAUCGUGCAGUUCAUGCUCGACUGCGGCACGUCGGUCUUCUUCGGCUACUUCUGGUACGUCGGCACGCCGUGCCACGGCACCAUCGAGGCCUGGGUCGCCGCCAACGCCAUCGGCAUCUCCUUCUUCUUCCUCUUCCUCAACUUCUACGUCAAGCAGUACACGGCCGACAAGCGCGACCGCGCCACCAAGCAGAGGAAGCAGGAGUAA
Acanthamoeba castellanii str. Neff is the source of this 861-nucleotide messenger RNA. RefSeq names its product steroid isomerase. Lineage: Eukaryota; Discosea; Longamoebia; Acanthamoebidae. Gene Ontology annotation, cellular component: endoplasmic reticulum membrane. Bases 1 to 861 code for a protein of 286 amino acids. The transcript has 2 exons. Gene Ontology annotation, molecular function: fatty acid elongase activity. Gene Ontology annotation, biological process: sphingolipid biosynthetic process; fatty acid elongation, monounsaturated fatty acid; fatty acid elongation, polyunsaturated fatty acid. The record is from RefSeq and is a predicted model, not a curated record.